Cuscuta europaea is the source of this 2675-nucleotide messenger RNA. The record is from the annotation of a GenBank genome assembly. NCBI's taxonomy places the organism in Eukaryota, Viridiplantae, Streptophyta, Magnoliopsida, Solanales, Convolvulaceae.
GAUGCGUUAUACGGAACUUUCAAACCGUUUAUGGACAGUCGCAUUGGCGGAGUUUAUUUAUCGUAGUAAGGAAGUGCGUAUAAUAUUCUUCCCUUCUUUUAAUGGCACGGUGAAACUUCAAGUGGGACAAGGAAAUUCAAGAUUUCACAGCAACUAGUCAGGGGCACACUGUGUAAUUGACGUAGAAAACGGUGGCAUUUCUUUAAGCAUCUUCUCCAUUUAUUAUUUAAAGAAAUGAAAUGAAAUAUCACACUCGGAUUCUCUUCUUCUUAUCAAUCAGCGUUUUCCAGAACUCGCUAGGAUCAAUCUUCUCAUCCAUUCAAGUCAAAGGAAAAAAGUUGAAUUGAAAACACUCCGAAUAAAUAAAGAAAAUCAUAGAAAAGCUGCAAACUUCUAAAGUUCGUGUUCAGAUAUUUUUGGUUAUACACUUAUACAGAUAAUACACUCCCAGCUGUGAUCAGUAGAAGUCAAAGUCAACGUGUUUUAAGUCAAAGCUCCAGAUUUUGAUUUAAGAAAAAGCAAACAAACAAUUCAAAGUCAAUUCCAAAUGCAAACCUCUGAGGUACCUCAAUCAUCAUCCAGCCUUCUCCAGAAGUUGUACCAUAAACGACCUAAACAGCAAGUUGAUGGGCAAUGUUACACCACUUUCCAAGGAGAAAAAAAUGCGUUCCUGGUCGACAAUGAGCAAUUCUUCACUUUGGACUCAUCAACCGCGUCCGACUGUGUGGCCUACGAUUCACCCACCACCGUUUCCUCAAACUGGAGUGCCUUUUCUCCUCAUUGCUCACAUUCUUAUGUCUCGGACUGUAAUACUUCUGGGUCCCCCUUAAGCGGUUCUUCUGGGGUUGUUGAUGACAGCAAUGAAAUGAGGCACGCGUUGCGUGAAUUGGAGAACAAGUUGCUGGGUCCCGGCUCCGAAGUCGAUGAUGAUACAGGCAGUUGUUCCUUUACGUAUUUGCCAGAUUCCAAGCGGGCCCUGAGCGAUGUGGUCUCAAAGCCUUUUUCUUCUUCCUUGACAAGAUGGACCAAGAUUGUGGAGAUAGCCCCGAACUUGGAAACGAAGGAGCUUCUCACGAUCUGUGCAGAGGCUGUUUCAGAUGCUGACGUGUCUACAGCAGAACUUCUAAUGGGUGUGCUGGAGAGAAGAGUUUCGGUUUCAGGGGAACCCCUCCAGAGGCUAAGCGCUUACAUGCUGGAAGGUCUCAGGGCACGGCUACUCUCUUCUGGAAGCACAAUCUAUAAGAAGUUGAACUGCAAUGAACCAACCGGGUCAGAGCUGAUGUCAUACAUGCAAGUCAUGUACCACAUAUGCCCUUAUUAUAAGUUUGCCUAUGUGUCGGCCAAUGUUGUGAUCCAGGAGGCAGUUUCCAAUGAGAACCGGAUCCACAUCAUCGACUUCCAGAUCGCCCAAGGGAGUCAAUGGAUGUUCCUCAUCAAGGCCCUCUCGCAACGUCCAGGUGGUCCUCCUUUCAUCCGUGUGACGGGUGUCGAUGACCCCCAAUCCAUCCAAGCCCGAGGUGGAGGACUUAGGCUCGUCAGUGAGAGGUUAGCGAAGUUUGCCGAGUCCUACGGGGUGCCCUUCAAGUUCCACGCGGCAGCCAUUUCAGGCAGCGAGGUUGAGCUGGAGAACCUCCACGUGGUCCCAGGAGAAGUCCUAGCCGUUAACUUUCCCUACAGUUUACACCACAUGCCGGACGAGAGUGUGACCACCGUGAACCACAGAGACAGGCUGUUGAGACUGGUGAAGAGCUUGUCCCCGAGAGUCGUUACUCUUGUUGAACAGGAAGCCAACACCAAUUCCGCCCCAUUCCUUCUGAGGUUCCGGGAGACUUUGGAUUACUAUGCAGCAAUGUUUGAGUCUAUAGACGCGGCCCGCCCACGGGAUGACAAGCAGCGGAUCAGCGCGGAGGAGCACUGUGUUGCGCGGGAUGUUGUCAACUUGGUGGCGUGCGAGGGGGGUGAUAGGGUGGAAAGGCACGAAGUCUUUGGGAAAUGGAUGAUGAGGUUGAUGAUGGCCGGGUUCAGUCCUUGCCCGUUAAGUGCUUCGGUUGGGCAGGCCAUGAGGCAAGUGUUGAGCGAAUACAGCCCUAAUUAUUGGCUUCAAGAAACCAAUGGUGCGUUGUGCCUUGGAUGGAAGGGUCGGGCUUUGGCAACUUUCUCAGCAUGGAGAUGAUUAAAAAAAGCAAGUUUUUAUUUAGUCUGUAAAAGUUGUGUACUAAUAUCUUCUAGAGUUUAUGAUGAUGGUUCAGACAUUCCUCUAAUCCCAUCCAUCCCUGCAAGGUUGUGGAAAUGGAAAUGGAACUGUUUUGGUUCGAAGAGAAUGUGCACACCCUUGCCUCUGGUGUGUUGUUUUCUGUGUAUUCGAUCUUCUUGCAGCUAUUUUGAGCUUACGUUUUGCAGAUACAAUUGUGUCUCGUUUUUGUGUGGGUCUCCCCGCCCGGAACUCUUAACCAUAGUCUCAAACCAGGAGAAGGUGCAAUCUUCCCAUCUCCCCUGCAAACAUACCCUUAGUCACAUGAGUUGUAUUCAUUGUAUGCUUGAAUGGGUGGGUAAAGAAUUGGACUGGUUUUAGUUUCCACGAUUUCAAACUGGAUUUGGUAUUCAAAGACUCAAAGUCAGUCACUCAGUCAAAACAAGUUUCGAUUCCUCUAAAAUAAACUUUUUUUUUAAAUAUA